CUUCGCCCUCGUGCCCCUCUCUCGUUUUCGCCUGGUGAUUCCUGCAUAGGAAGUGCCAGGUCUCUCACCAUCCUGCUGUGCCUCACCUCGAGGCAAAGCGGCCUGAAUUCCAUGCUCCUCCCUUGGUUGCCCGCCCCUUCGUCUCGACGUAAUCGAUCGACCCGUCGAUGACAGGGGGCCAAUAGUGGUCCUCGCUCUUUCCAACGGGCAGAUGCACAAGCUCCGCCUAACCCAAACGCCGCGCCGGCGUAUUUUCUGUCGUGUUUGUGCGUCCUGCGUCUUGGGGCAAGGCGUUUUUUUUUCUUUCUUUGCUUUUCCCCCUCUUCUGCACAUCUUCUCCAGAUCUGCACUUGGCGUGUGCUCCCGGGGCCAAUGAAGGAGGGCCGGGCGACUUGCACCUUACCGGAAUCGUGGCAAGCCCAUGGGAGAGCUAGCAGGUAUCCAAGGCCUGGGAUUCGCUGCUAGCUCAUGCGCCCGCCCAUUUUUGGCCCACGAGCUGAAAUGAGAGAUGGCACAAGCGCCACACCGUUCUUCGGGCUGCUGCUGCCCGCCCGCCCUGGCAGGACGGCGUGAUCAUACAGCCGGGUGUCUUUUUUUGCCUGGGAGCUGAGAGGACAAGAUGCUGUGGCGUGCCCACCCACAGGUCCCCAGAAUCGUAGGUGGCUGCCGCCGUCGCUUUGGGCUCUUUCUUUUCCGAGUUUUUGGGAAUCCCAUCCCUGGGCGGUGCUUUUUUUUUUCUGUUGCAAAGCAAGGCUGCCCCGUCGCUCGCCUAGCUCUCACUACCCAGACAUCCCCCCUUCGAGUGCCAUACCGCCACGAUCGAUAAUGGCACGGAACUGCGCCGUCAGCCUCCUCGCGGCGGGCAGGAUGCUCCUGCUGUUGGGGGCCGCGCCCGUCGCGUCCGCCUUCUCGCCCAGGAUGGAGUACCGAGGUCGGGAGUGGACGCCGGCGAAGCCGACGCGCCUGGCGUCGGUAACGCUCGCGGGGGUGGGCGAUGUGUCGCCGGCCCCGACGGAGGCGCCCAGGCACGGCGGCGACUUUGGCGGAGUUGAGUUGUUCAAGAGGGACUAUACCAUGGGCUCCGACACGUGUGGUUUCGCGGCUCAGUACAAGUCGGAGCCAUGGACGUGUUUCCGCGUCGACGCCUCAUGCGUUUCCUUCUCGACCGCCAUGGGCUGCUGCAACGGAAAAGAGCCGGACUGCCACAGCACGAUAUUGAUGUCGUGCCGUGACUACACGAGCGGCGUCUCUGCCAGUUGCGGCACCGGAACACUAUGCUGCGCGAGCGCCUCGCCGUCUUGCUUCACGUGGCAGUACUCGACCACCAACUCGGCCGGCCAGGCUGGCAGCACCUACUCCAUCUUCAACUGCUACGUCUCGGGCGGCACCGGCACGCUGCUCUCGACCCCGCCCGCCCUGCGCCUCUCGGGCACGUCGUCGGUCAAGACCGAGAGCACCCGGCUCAACCCGCCAGACACGACCCCCACCACCACCGGCGGCGGCGGCGGCGGCGGCGGCGGUUCGGGCUCCUCGCAGACGUCGCCCCCGGCCCCGGCACCAAACUCCAAUUCGGCCAGCAACAACAUCGGCGUCAUCGUCGGCGGCGCGGUCGGCGGCGCCGCGAUCCUCGCCGGCGUCAUCGUCGCCGUCUUCUGGCUGGUGAUGCGCAACAAGCGCGAGAAGGCAGCCGCAGCAGCAGCGGCAGGAAACGGCGGUCCAGGCACGGCGGCAGGCGGCGGCGGCGGGGUGGCCGGGUUCGCGGGCGGCGGCGCCUACCCGCCGUCGGGGGUGUCGCCGGGCCAGACGACCGUGUCGCCCGUCACGGCGGUCGGGUCGCCGCACAUGAGCCAGAACGGCUACUUUGCCGUCCCGCAGCAGGGGCAGUACCCCGGCCCCGACGGGCGGUACCCUAGCUACUACGAGCCCGCGAAGCAGCAGCCCAGUCCCGUCCACAGCGACCCGCGUUAUAGCGUGAUGCAGCCUCAGCACACCGGCAACUCGAUGGGUGGCGGCGGCGGUGGGCAGUGGCAUGCGCCUGCCGGCAGUCCGCAGCAGGCGCCGCCGAUGGAGCUGGCGACCACGAAUCCUGUCGGAUCGACGGGGAACCGUGCUGAGCUUCUGUGAUGAGGGGUUUGUGGAGGUGCUGCUUUUGUCUGCCUGAUGCCGAAGCCGGAUCGAGACCGGAUCGCGGCUGAUAUGUUUCUACGGCCGCCUGGUGUUAAAUAAUACGUUGUGUUGGAAAAUGCUCGGGCUUUCUGCAUUAUAGAGUCUUGGUUGGGUGAACGUGGAACUCUGGAUAACCAUUCACUGUAUUUGUGUUUUAGCGUUGUGGUUGCUGUGAUAGUUCUGCUUCUGUCUGGGUUUAGGACAAUAUAGGUACUUUCUAGCGUUACCGUCCCCGUG
Molecule: messenger RNA, 2403 nt
Organism: Gaeumannomyces tritici R3-111a-1
Lineage: Eukaryota; Fungi; Ascomycota; Sordariomycetes; Magnaporthales; Magnaporthaceae
Exons: 3
Coding region: 826-2124 (432 amino acids)
Source: RefSeq, a predicted model, not a curated record